This is a messenger RNA of Vicia faba (fava bean), 360 nucleotides long. The record is from the annotation of a GenBank genome assembly. NCBI's taxonomy places the organism in Eukaryota, Viridiplantae, Streptophyta, Magnoliopsida, Fabales, Fabaceae.
AUGGAUGGAGUGUCCGCAGUGUCAUACAGGUUCAACAUAAAUGGGGAUCACUCUAAGUUGAUGAUGGCCAAGAGAGAUGACAUCCUGUUAUUUGCUAGAGGGGACAAGGGAUCUGUUGACCUUAUGAUGCAAACUAUACAAACUUUCUCCAACUCAACAGGACUUGUGGUCGACCCUUCCAAGUGCAAUGUUUAUUUUGGUGUUGUAGAGGAUGAUGCCAAGCAGCUUACUCUCAGUAGUACAGGGUUCAAUGAAGGGAAGUUUCCUUUUAGAAAAUCCAUACUGCUUGCAGAACCUUCAUUUGGACUGGUGGAACCUCCCCCAGAGGAAAAGUCCAGUAGCUUGGAAGAGGAUUUGUAA